UUUGCUCCCGCAGACUGAGUGAAUAAAUUCACCUGUCACAGCUUUCUGCCUUCAGUUUCUCGGUCAGAAAGACAUUCCAGUUCAGUGGCCAUGGCAUUACAGGGAACAUUUGUUUGGCUUUGCUCACUGGCAGUCUUGUCCUUCUCUGUAGCUCAGGAUGACACUUUACCUCAGAAUUGCUUGAAACCUGGGCUCGUGGAAGAUCUAUCGGCUCUUCUCAAGUUAGGGGUAGCGUGCAGUGAUGCAUGGAGCACAGAGGAGACAGCUACACUACUGCGGUCAUUGAGCAAUCUGACUGAUAUUCUGCAGAAACAGCAGCAGAAAGACUGCCUACAUGCUGAGCCAAAGAAUUGCACUGAAGUCGAAGUUCCCGAAAACGGAGGCUUGGCAUGUGUCACAGUUGCCAACACGCGAUACUGCAAACCUAUGUGCAGCCAUGGUUACGACUUUGAUUUUCUCAGGAGGAGUCGUCUCUUUGAGGAAUGCAGUGAGCAGACAGGAUAUAAAUGGCAGACCCAGUAUAUAGGAGGAAACAAGCUUGCUGUUUGCAACGAAGCAACGGUUCAAGUUUCAGGAGCAAAGACAGCAUAUUUUCCUAAAGAUCAGAGCUGCCUAACAACUAAGAGCGACGGCACACUGCGGAGAAGAUUCAUUGACGAUUUGACUGCUGAGCUGAAGAAUCUAGGCAUACAGGGAAAGCCCCAGAAUUCCUGUCUUGUGUGUGGAUGACCACGAUGUAGAAACAAGUGUGGCAAAAUGCAUCUACCACGUCAUGAAUGCUGGGGUGUUUUUAAAAACGUUACAAAAGUAAACUAAUAAAAAGUGUGACGAAUACAAGUGUUACUGAACCUAAA
Messenger RNA from Sander lucioperca (pikeperch), 854 nucleotides. RefSeq lists its product as uncharacterized. The transcript has 6 exons. Bases 91 to 729 code for a protein of 212 amino acids. Lineage: Eukaryota; Metazoa; Chordata; Actinopteri; Perciformes; Percidae. The record is from RefSeq and is a predicted model, not a curated record.